AUGUCUGGCUCCGUCCCGUUCUUUGAGUCUGGAGCAGGACUGCUGACUGUAGGCCUGUGUUGCUGUUUGACCGGGUUUAUUGUGUUCUGCUGUAUAGAUACAGUGACACAUCGCAACUAUAAACUACAGAGAACAGAAAAUCUCAGGGAUAUCCUACCUGGAGUUGAACUAAGAGCGCUAAUAGAGAAAGUAAAACCUGGAGAUACAUUUGAAGCAGAAAAGAAAACCUGUUCUCUUCUUGAGAAAGGAACAGUUGGAAUAUUUGGACCAAGAUCUAAACCUAACUCUGAGCAUAUUAAAUCAAUAACUGAUAGCAUGGAGAUACCGUAUAUUGAAACCCGUUGGAACUACAGAUCCCAGGAUGUGAUAGGUUCAGCAGGAGAAUAUGCGUUUAAUUUGCAUCCUGACAUCACUACCCUUGGUUCAGCAUACCUUGAUAUUUUGGAGGCGUACUCUUGGAAAACUAUCACAAUUCUUUAUCAGGAUAAUGAUUCAAUGAUGACUCUGAAGGAAAUAUUUGCUAAAACUGCAACAGUAGCAUCUCCAAACGAAUUUAGGAUUGUGGUAAAACAACUAAUAAAUAAUGAGAACGGAUACAGAGACGUUCUAAAAGAGAUAUUUCAGUCGGAGUCAAACUUUAUCGUCCUGGAGUGUGAAAAGUUUAUUCUAGCGGAGGUCUUGAAGCAAUGUCAGCAGGUUGGUUUGAUCAGUCAUGGAUAUUUCUUCCUGUUAACCAGCCUUGACUCCCAUACAGUCAACCUGGAUGAUUUCAAGCACGGUGGAACCAACUUCUCCGCGCUCCGGAUGAUUGAUAUUGAUAAACCCGAGGUUCAGAACGUGCUCUACAGUAUUGCUCACACAGCAGUUCUGGAGUCCCGAGGGCAACCGGAUAUACAGAUUAGUGGGAACCUUGAUACUGCAACCGCGCUAAUCUACGAUUCCGUCAACGCCUUUGCAAUAGCGCUGCACGAGCUCAGCGCUGUUCAGCAGGUUCGACAGCGUCCAUUAGACUGCUCUGGAAGGAACUCCUGGCCCCAUGGCAACUCCUUGAUCAACUACAUGAAGAUGGUUGAGUUCCAAGGGUUGAGCGGACCAAUUAAGUUUGACGAGUCUGGUUUAAGAACUCAUUUCGCUCUUUCUCUGAUGGAACUCCAGUAUCCAGGACUGGUGUGUGUUGGGACCUGGAAUAGUAUUGAUAGACUCAACCUUGCUCGGGAGGAGAAGGGAGAAGGAAACAUGGGAGAUGUUCAUCCGAUGGCAAACAAAACGUUUGUCAUCACAACUAUCAUUAGAUCAAGUGUGCUAAUUGGCGCCAGGGAUGACCAAGGGCGAGGUUUACGUAUCGGAUAUCACCAUGGACUAACCAGGGCGAGGUUUACGUAUCGGAUAUCACCCUGGAAUAACCAGGGCGAGAUGAGAUUGUUUUUUCUUUUUUCUUUUAAUCGCUUUAUGAGAUAUAGUUCAACAAGUUUGACCCUCGAUCAGUAUACAUGUAUUUUGAACUUUUCUAGGUUUGAAGGGUUUACCUUGGAUCUGGCUCUGGAGCUGUCCAAGAUCUUGCAUUUCAACUUUACAUUCAAACUUGUUGAUGAUGGCUCGUAUGGUAAAGAGAUAAGUCCUGGUAAUUGGAACGGAAUGAUGGGUGAGGUUCUGGACGGAAAAGCAGAUUUUAUCAUCGCUGAUAUAUCUAUUACGAGCCAACGUGCAUCCGCUGUUAAGUUUACAAUGCCCUGGAUGAAUCUAGGGAUAUCUAUCCUCUAUGUUCAACCACGCCCUGCACCGCCAUCUAUGUUGGCAUUUCUGGAUCCUUUCACAACAGAUGUUUACCUGUACACUAUCCUAGUGUUUGUAUUUGUAACCCUGAUUAUAUACGUCCUCGCCAGGUUUUCCCCAAACCAGUGGGAGGAACCUUCAAACUGUAUCAAGGAUCCUGAAGAAUAUGAGAACCAGUACACACUUCUUAAUUCAUUCUGGUUUACAAUGGGAGCUCUCAUGCAGCAGGGUUCAGAUGUUGCUCCGAUAGCACUCUGUGUUAGGUUUGCAGCUGGGAUGUGGUUCUUUUUUGCUCUUAUCAUGAUCUCCUCCUACACAGCAAAUCUGGCGGCGUUCUUGACAGUUGAGACCCUGGAGAGACCAAUAGAAUCUGCAGAGGAUCUUUCUUUCCAGAAUGUGAUUAAAUACGGAGCUGUGACAGGAGGUUCAACUGCAGGAUUCUUCGAAACAUCUAGUAUGGAUACUUAUCAGAGACUGUGGCAGGGGAUGUCAGGAAUUGACAGAGCAGAUGUAAUGGUUGGGUCUAGUCCUGAAGGAGUGGAUAAGGUUGAGGCAAGCAAUGGAAAAUAUGCUUUCUUCAUGGAAUCAUCAGGGAUAGAAUAUCUAGUAGAGAGAAGAUGUAAACUUGCUCAGGUUGGUGGAUUGCUAGAUAGCAAGGGAUAUGGUAUUGCGACUCAUCCAUCUACUCCGUAUAAACAUCUCCUGGAUAAUGCAAUUCUUAAACUGAUGGAAGGAGGAACAUUACAUAAACUCAGAGUUAAAUGGUGGAAGCAGAAACGUGGAGGGGGUGCUUGUGAAUCUAAGGGUGAGGGAGGAGGAGUAUCUCCUCUGGGUCUAGACAACGUUGCUGGAGUAUUUGUUGUCACAAUAUUCGGUUGUCUCAUAGCAUCCGUCUUUGCAAUCCUUUUACAAAAAUCGUCUAAGUAA
Messenger RNA from Eurytemora carolleeae, 2700 nucleotides. RefSeq names its product glutamate receptor ionotropic, kainate 2. Bases 1 to 2700 code for a protein of 899 amino acids. Gene Ontology annotation, cellular component: plasma membrane; postsynaptic membrane. Gene Ontology annotation, molecular function: glutamate-gated receptor activity; transmitter-gated monoatomic ion channel activity involved in regulation of postsynaptic membrane potential. Gene Ontology annotation, biological process: synaptic transmission, glutamatergic; modulation of chemical synaptic transmission; monoatomic ion transport. The record is from RefSeq and is a predicted model, not a curated record. The transcript is spliced from 19 exons. Lineage: Eukaryota; Metazoa; Arthropoda; Copepoda; Calanoida; Temoridae.